Molecule: messenger RNA, 741 nt
Organism: Pichia membranifaciens NRRL Y-2026
Lineage: Eukaryota; Fungi; Ascomycota; Pichiomycetes; Pichiales; Pichiaceae
Exons: 1
Coding region: 486-662 (58 amino acids)
Source: RefSeq, a predicted model, not a curated record
GUAUAAUAAAAGAAAAAAGAUAUUUAUCUAUCCAACAUACUAUAAUGUGAUCAAUAAAGUCUGUAUUUAGGUCUAUUUACAAAUUGCACACAUGUCUUUCUUAUAUACACGAAAAGCGAAUAGCUUGAUGUACAAAUCGAUAGCCCUGCUUCAAUAAGAUGCACGGCUCAUAGGCUAGGGCCUCUGCUGCGAGGUUAUCUAGCGGAUUGCUACCAGAAGCUUAGAUUUCAAAGCCGAAGCCUUUCAUACACGUCUUGUAUGAUGAGAUUAAUGUCUCACAUUUUGGAGAGUCAAUGCCGUUGAUUAAAAGACAUUCGUCUCUUGCCGACUUUUCUGUUUUGCAAACGCAACAUGGCUUUGGCUUAGCUGUUGGAAAUGCUUAGUAAGCUUGUUAGUAUUCUGAAACGAUUAGACUAGAAAACUGUUAUCUCUUCACUGCUGAAGGGGUCUAGAACAUACAUUCGGUAGCAGGUUUGUGUUCAGACAUGUUCUUUUGUGUUUGUAGUUGGGGUGACGUCUUCUUAGAUGAAACAACGUGUCAGCAACUAAAGCAACAGCCGAAGCAGAAGAAACCAUUCGAGGCCGGGUUUAUAUAUGUGGUGAUCUUCUACUCGGGAAGGGAAAAACGGCUGGUGAGCGCCACAAUUAUAAAAAAAAGCUGACAUAAGCGACAUGGGUCAGUGCAGGGGCGAUUCUCAGAUAGACAGAUAGACAUGUGCCCGGGCCGGGAGGAGCACAAAG